AUGAGGUUCACUUCAUCAUCAUAUCUAAAAAAACACCUGACAGUUCAUUCAGGUGAGAAGCCACCUGUGUGUUCUUACUGUGGAAAGAGUUUUUCACUGCAACAUAAUUUGAAGCAGCACCAGAAAACACAUAUUAAAGUGAGAGAUCAUGUGUGUUGUGACUGUGGGAAGAGCUUUACUAGAGCUGACCUUCUGGAACAGCACCAAAUGAUUCAUACUGGAGAAAAACCUUACAAGUGCUCAUAUUGUGACAAGAGUUUCACUCAGUCUGUAAACCUGAAAGCACAUGAGCGAGUUCAUACUGGAGAGAAGCCGUAUCGCUGGACUCAGUGUGGAAAGAGUUUCAGAAGUAAAAAUGGUCUGGACUGUCACCUGCUCGUUCACUCUGGAGUAAAGCCAUUUACCUGUGAUCAGUGUGGUACAGAUUUUAAAUUAUCAUCAAAACUAGAAGAACACAUAAAAAUUCAUACAAAUGUGAGACCGUAUGCAUGUUCAUUUUGUGGAAAGUGUUUUGCUCGGCUGGAUCAUUGUAAACGGCACCAGAAAACACACACUGGUGAGAAAGAUCAUGUGUGUCGUGAGUGUGGGAAGAGCUUUACUAGAGCUGAUAAUCUGCAACAGCACCAAAUACUUCAUACUGGAGAGAAACCUGACAAGUGCUCAUAUUGUGACAAGAGUUUCACUCAGUCUGGAAACCUGAAAAAGCAUGAGCGAGUUCAUACUGGAGAGAAGCCGUAUCGCUGGACUCAGUGUGGAAAGAGUUUCAGAAGUAAAAAUGGUCUGGACUGUCACCUGCUCGUUCACUCUGGAGUAAAGCCAUUUACCUGUGAUCAGUGUGGUACAGAUUUUAGAUUAUCAUCAAAACUAGAAGAACACAUGAAAAUUCAUACAAAUGUGAGACCGUAUGCAUGUUCAUUUUGUGGAAAGUGUUUUGCUCGGCUGGAUCAUUGUAAACGGCACCAGAAAACACACACCAGUGAGAAAGAUCAUGUGUGUCGUGAGUGUGGGAAGAGCUUUACUAGAGCUGAUAAUCUGAAACUGCACCAAAUACUUCAUACUGGAGAGAAACCUUACAAGUGCUCAUAUUGUGACAAGAGUUUCACUCAGUCUGGAAACCUGAAAGUACAUGAGCGAGUUCACACUGGAGAGAAGCCGUAUCACUGUACUCAGUGUGGAAAGAGUUUCACACAAUCAUCAAACCUUCUCACUCAUAUGAGAAAAUAUUGCAAGUGA
Sinocyclocheilus anshuiensis is the source of this 1233-nucleotide messenger RNA. Its product is annotated as zinc finger protein 235-like. Gene Ontology annotation, molecular function: DNA-binding transcription factor activity; RNA polymerase II cis-regulatory region sequence-specific DNA binding. The record is from RefSeq and is a predicted model, not a curated record. The coding region runs from base 1 to 1233 and encodes 410 amino acids. The transcript has 2 exons. NCBI's taxonomy places the organism in Eukaryota, Metazoa, Chordata, Actinopteri, Cypriniformes, Cyprinidae. Gene Ontology annotation, biological process: regulation of transcription by RNA polymerase II.